AUGGCCAUCUACAUUGCUAUUUUUAUCUCUGAGGUAAGAGAUAAGCUUGAAGUGUUACUAUUAAAUUUGCUUGUAGUAUUAGCCCAACCAGGUAGUAAUCGCCUUACCGAAUCUCUUAGCAAGUUUUAACACUUGCACCUUGAGGAUGAGCAUUAUUUAUCCUUGACGAGUGAGUAUGAUUAGCAGCAACGCAAUGAGUGGUAGAUGUUUUUCACUGCUGAUAUACUCCAGCAGUUAGUCUUGUGUGAACAGCUCACAUUUAUCAAGCAAGUCUUACUGCAAGAGUAUGCUGUUCUUUUUACUUGCUUAGAUCUCCUUAAGCUUUACUAAUACUUGAUUAUCAGUCAGUGCAACCAGAUACACAGAGUUACCUGA
Stylonychia lemnae is the source of this 375-nucleotide messenger RNA. Lineage: Eukaryota; Ciliophora; Spirotrichea; Sporadotrichida; Oxytrichidae. The record is from the annotation of a GenBank genome assembly.